Messenger RNA from Penicillium brasilianum, 1032 nucleotides. The record is from the annotation of a GenBank genome assembly. NCBI's taxonomy places the organism in Eukaryota, Fungi, Ascomycota, Eurotiomycetes, Eurotiales, Aspergillaceae.
AUGGAUCUUUCCCAGCAGAGAAAGGCCUCACUUCCCCGUUUGGCCACGAACAUCUCCUCGGACCGCCAUUCCACGACUUCGCUGCCGACUUUGGCACCCAAGAUCCCAGCUAAAAUCAACCUGCAUCAGCGCCCCAAGUCCGAACGACAGGCCAUCGCCCCGUUCUUAUUCCCAGAGGACUGCAAGGAUGAUGAAAAUGCCGUGCCAGCUCAACAGUACUUUCCGGACAGCGAGCCAGCCUUUGUGAUCUCCAAGAGCGUCGAGAACGAGUCUCCAACUUCCACCAAGAAGAAGACGAUGUAUUACGAAGAUGCAUUUGCUAUCAGAGGAUCUCACAGCUCACCCAAGGACCGUGUUGCUCUGGACUCUGUCGUGAUCGCGGAGCUGGCCACCAACCACAAGGCGAAAGAGGCAGACUUGAGACUGAUCUCCGAUCUUGUAUGCCGCCUGGCCCACAUCUAUCAGCGCCCAGAGUCCGCUUUGCAGGUUGUGGUACAGCACAAUGUGUCGAUCAUCUUUGGCAACACUUCACUUCCCUCCUACCUGUUGAAGAUCUUCGCGCUUCCAUCGGCCAUUGCACCGGUCACCAACAUUCGCAACGCGGAUCUCAUACAGAAGGCCCUUCAAGAGCUCCUUGGAAUAGCCCCGGAUCAGGGUAUCCUUCUUUUCCUGCCCGUCCCCGAAGACAAUUUGGCAACAAACGGAUCGACUGCCCACGGUGUAAUUUCCCGAUUGGAACGCACCGAAGCAGAUAGCCCGGGGCUGAUCAAGUCAAUCUCUCGCGGUAUGAGCCGACGUCUCAAGUCCAGUAGUGAUAGUACCGCUUCCGUCUCCUUACCCUCGACUCUAGUUUCUCCCUCAUCCUCCACUCCAACCAACCUCGUUCAUUCUCCAAUCGCGGAGGUUACACCGGUCGAGGAAGACCAACGAUGUGGACGAAGCUUGAAGAAGAGAGAAUCACUGCGACCCAUUAUCCAUCGCCACCUUCGGCCUAAGAAGGACGGUGAGAUGAAGGAGACCGUGAAAGACUAG